This is a messenger RNA of Oryza sativa Japonica Group (Japanese rice), 3807 nucleotides long. Its product is annotated as protein unc-13 homolog. NCBI's taxonomy places the organism in Eukaryota, Viridiplantae, Streptophyta, Magnoliopsida, Poales, Poaceae. The record is from RefSeq and is a predicted model, not a curated record.
UGUAUCCACAUUUGCCCUUCAUCUACUUCAUGUUUUUCUCUGGUUAUUAACCAUGUUUUGAUUACAUAUGAGGAUCAAGCCAUCGUUAACUCAUAAAUAAAUUACAAAUUAAUCGGUUAGUUAGUACAGUACUUCAUUUGUUUUAGAUUAUAAUUGUUUCAGAUUAUAAGUCGUUUUGACUUUGGUCAAAGUUAAACUAUUUUAAGUUUAACUAAGUUUGUAAACAAACAUAGUACUCAUUAAAUUAUUUAUAUUUUUAUAAUAUAUUUGUUUUGGGUUGAAAAUUUUACUUUUUUUUUUUACAAACUUGAUCAAACUUGGAUCAGUUUUACUUUGAUCAAAGAUAAAACGACCAAGGGAGCAUAAGCUAGCCUGAUAAAACACGAGCUGGAAUUCAAUGGUUGAGCUGCAAGCCCGGCACCGAAAUAGUUGAGCUCCAUUUGGGCUCCCCUUUUUGGGCCGCUUCUGUCGUGGUCGCCGCGCGUCUCCUGCCUCCUCGACGUCGCCCGCUGCGCGCGCGCUCGCUCCGUCGUCGCCACGGCCGCCCGGAACGGCGGCGAGAUGGGGCGCCACCAGCGUUCGGGCUCCCUCUCGGUGACCUCCUCCGCGACGCCCUCGUCCGACGCCACCGAGCUCGACUUCGCCGCCGCCGCCGACGUCGGCUGCCCGUUCGGACGCGUCGACGCGCUCGGCCCCGUCGAGCUCCGCGAGACCGCCUACGAGAUCUUCUUCAUGUCCUGCCGCUCCUCCUCCGGCGGGAACACCGCCGGCGCAGCAGAGGUGUCGUCGCCGGUGGCCGGGCCGAGGGGCGGCGGCGGCAGCCGCGUCAAGAAGGCGCUGGGGCUCAAGGCGAGGCGGCUGUCGUCGUCGUCGGCGGCGAUGGUGGCGCAGCCGAUGAUGGUGCGCACGCUGAGCCAGACGUCGGGGCCGGCGUCCCCGGGGCGUGGGCGGCGGCCGAUGACGUCGGCGGAGAUCAUGCGGCAGCAGAUGCGCGUGACCGAGCAGAGCGACGCGCGGCUGCGGCGGACGCUGAUGCGCGCCGUCGUCGGGCAGGUCGGCAGGAGGCCCGACACCAUCGUCCUCCCCCUCGAGCUCCUCCGGCAACUGAAGCCGGCGGAGUUCGCCGACGGCGAGGAGUACCACCAGUGGCAGUUCCGCCAGGUGAAGCUCCUCGAGGCCGGCCUCAUCCUCCACCCUUCCCUCCCCCUCGACCGCCUCAACUCCGCCGUGCUCCGCUUCCGCGAGGUGAUGCGUGCCACCGAGAUCCGCGCCAUCGACACCGCCAAGAGCUCCGACGCCAUGCGCACCCUCACCAGCGCCGUCCACGCCCUCGCCUGGCGCUCCGGCGUCGGCAGCGGCGGCGGCGACGCCUGCCAUUGGGCCGACGGCUACCCGCUCAACGUCCUCCUCUACGCCUCGCUCCUCCACGCCAUCUUCGACCACCGCGACUGCACCGUCGUGCUCGACGAGGUCGACGAGCUCCUCGACCUCAUCAGGAAGACGUGGCCGACGCUGGGCGUCACCAGGCCCGUGCACAACGUGUGCCUCGCGUGGGCGUUCUUCCAGCAGUACGUCGUCACCGGCCAGGUCGAGCCGGAGCUCGCCGCCGCCGCGCUCGCCGUGCUCGCCGACGUCGCAGCCGACGCCAGGGGGACCCGCGACGCGGUGUACGGCAAGGCGCUCCUCGGCGCGCUCGGCGCCAUGCAGGAGUGGUCCGAGAAGCGGCUGCUGGACUACCACGACAGCUACGAGAAGGGCAUCGGCGGCGCCCCCACCGAGGUCAUGGAGAUCCUCCUCUCCAUCUCGCUCGCCGCCGGCAAGAUCAUCGCCGACCGUGAUGCCGCCGCCGACGCCGACGACGCCGCCAAUUUCGCCGGUGACCGCGUCGACUACUACAUCAGGUGUUCGAUGAAGAACGCCUUCACCAAGAUUCUCGAGAGCGGAAUGGGCGACGGCGACGGCGAGCCGGGGGUGGUGCUGACGCAGCUGGCGAGGGACACGGAGGAGCUCGCCGUCGUGGAGCGGCGGAGCUUCAGCCCGGUGCUGAGGCGGUGGCACCCGGCGCCGGUGGCCGUCGCGGCGGUCACCCUGCACGGCUGCUACGGCGUCGUGCUGAGGCAGUACCUCGGCAAGGUGACCAUCCUCACGGAGGAGCUCGUCCGCGUGCUCCAGUCGGCGAGCAGGAUGGAGAAGGCCAUGGCGCAGAUGACGGCGGAGGACGCCGCCGACUGCCGCGACGACCGGGCCAAGGCCAUCGUCGGCGACAUGGAGCCCUACGAGGUGGAUUCCGUCGUUAUGGGCUUGCUCAAGGUGUGGAUGGACGACAGGUUCAAGAUCACCAUGGACUGCCUCGCCAGAGCCAAAGAAACCGAGAGCUGGAUACCAAAAUCCAAAGAUGAACCUUUUGCCGGGUCAGCGAUGGAGAUGAUGAAGCUGGCUAAGUAUACCGUCGAAGAGUUCUCCGAGAUCCCGGCGAGCGCGAAAGACGAGGUGGUGCAAGACCUCGUCGACGGCCUCGAGGCGAUCUUCCAAGAGUACAUCUCCUUCGUCGCCUCGUGCGGGGCCAAGCAGAAUUACCUCCCACCGUUGCCACCAUUGACGAGGUGCAACCAGGACUCGGGCUUCUUCAAGCUGUGGAGGAAGACGGUGCUGCCGUCGUGCCAAGCGCCGGAGGGCGGCCCACGCGGCGUCGGCGUUGGCGGCGGCUCGCACCACGUCCCGCGGCCGUCGAUCAGCCGCGGCACGCAGCGCCUCUACGUCCGCCUCAACACGCUCGAGUACGUCCUCACGCACCUCCACGCCAUCGACAAGUCGCUCGUCGCCGCGCCGUCGCCACGCUUCGACGGCGCGCGCGCCGCGGCGAAGUCGGCGAUCGCCCGCGUCGCCGAGGUGGCGGCGUUCCGCCUCGUGUUCCUCGACUCGCGCCACUCCUUCUACCACGGCCUCUACCUCCGCGGCGUCGCCGACACGCGGAUCAGGCCGGCGCUGCGCGCGCUGAAGCAGAACCUGACGUUCCUGGUGUCGGUGCUCGCCGACAGGGCGCAGCCAGUGGCGGUGCGGGAGGUGAUGAGGGCGUCGUUCGAGGCGUUCCUGAUGGUGCUCCUCGCCGGCGGCGGCGACCGGAGCUUCGCGAGGGGGGACCACGCCAUGGUGGAGGAGGACUUCCGGAGCCUGAGGCGCGCGUUCUGCACGUGCGGCGAGGGGCUCGUGCCGGAGGAGGUGGUGGCGCGCGAGGCCGAGGCGGCGGAGCGCGUCGUGGAGCUCAUGGCGCGGCCGACGGACGCCCUCAUCGACGCGUUCGGCGUCGCCACGUCCGAGUCCAUCGUCGCCGCCGUGGGGCGCGGCGGCGACGACGGCGACGGCGGCUACGGCGGCGUGACGCCGGUGCCGCCGACGUCGAGGCGGUGGGACGCCGCCGACGCGAACACGAUCCUCCGCGUGCUCUGCCACCGCGACGACGAGGCCGCCAGCCAGUUUCUGAAGCGCACGUUCCAGCUCGCCAAGCGACGAUGAUCAUGCAAAAAAAGCUUCGCGUCGUCCCGUCUCCAAGCUCAGCAAUGGCGCAGCCGCGCAGUGUAUCCAUCGGAGUUGAAGAAGACGGUAGCUACACGCCAUACAGCUCUAGAUUUUUGCGAUCUUUGCAGUCGGAAUUAAACCUCAUAAUCUCUCGAACGAACUGUAAACCCAACACAAAUACGAAUAUGUAAAAUUUUCUGGCACGGAUCUGAAAGUUUCAAUAUUGGUGUCAUUCCUAUGUAGUUACAUUCGAAAGUUUUCUAGCGAAAAAGCUUACGAUAAUUUUGUUCA